Molecule: messenger RNA, 1305 nt
Organism: Papilio xuthus (Asian swallowtail)
Lineage: Eukaryota; Metazoa; Arthropoda; Insecta; Lepidoptera; Papilionidae
Exons: 2
Coding region: 863-1243 (126 amino acids)
Source: RefSeq, a predicted model, not a curated record
UGGUAUGAAAAUCAUCAUUAGUUUGUAAUGAAGUCGAUCAAUUCUACAUUAGGCUACAGUCUAGAUCAUUUUGUAAUACAAAUGUAUUAUGAUUGCGUUUAGAAUUUAACCUUCUUUAUACUUCACUACACGCUGUUCUGUGCAUAUAUUUAUAAGUUUGGAGCAGUUUCUACCAUUUUGGAAUUUAUAAAAUGUAUUCCAACAUUAUCAAAGCUUUGUUUGUUCUUUAUCUCUAUAUAAGUGACGUUUGCGUAAGUAAAACAAAAAAGUAUCAAAAUACUAAAAAUCGUACAACAAUUAAGUAUUUCCUCUAAGCUUAACUUUUGUGUGCACUUAAGAAACACCUCUGCCAAAUAUUAAUAUUUAUAUGUUCUGAGUGAUUGUUACGUAAUAGAAGCCAACUGUUAUCUAGUUAAAUAAUUCCUUUUGAAUUGUAGAGCUUGAAAGUGACAUUCGAAAGAGCGUACAUCACCUUCUUCAAUCCAAAGUACGUGGAAUAUGCGUAUGUAAACGUGACGCGAUACUCCAGGCGGGGCGACUACUACGGGAAUAUUGAAUACAAGGCUAGAUAUUCCACAACAAAUAACGUCACGGUAUGUACUAACGUCAAAUCAUUCAAUAGUAAUAGAGUCCGCAGCAGGAAUAACUGCUAGACGAUUCGCCCGUUCGACUUGUAUCGAUCGACCACGAUAACAGAAGACAGACGUGAUGUGAAAGUAAUUCUGCGUGUCGUGAAUGACUGUUGCAAAGUCAAAUUCUCUCUUCCUACCCUUUUGAAUAAUUAGAUUUAAUUGGGGAGAAGACGCAUUGGAAAGGGAAAUGGUUUUUCCUGUGAUACUAUCGCUGCUAAAUUGACGCUUAAAUGUUGAUUCAAUUGCAACAUAACCGUAUAGCUUCUCAUUCGCAGAUCCACAUUUACUUCUACGAGGAAAUACGCAACCAAUACAAGCGGUCGUUCAUCGAGUUCCACCACAAGAUCUGCGACUUCCUCACGAAGGAUCCGUACAUCGGCGCGGUUGCGGCUAAUCUGGGACUCGACAAAUGCCCCGUCCGCAAUGGCAUACACAGAUUACUAAACGUGACAACUAAUUACGACAACUUUCUGAAUGUCUUCCCGUUUACAAAGGGUCGCAUUGACUUCUGGUUUAACUGCAGUGAUACAGGCGAGGGUGUAACCGGCGCCACCGCUUUUGUCGCAUUUAAAAACGAAUUCAAGAGGAAACAAGGACAAAGAAAAUAUUAAUUUCUAACUGCUAUAUCUAAUAACCUUAAAAACAAUAUUGUAAACCUUGUUAUGUGAUGUAC